Molecule: messenger RNA, 2076 nt
Organism: Tauraco erythrolophus (red-crested turaco)
Lineage: Eukaryota; Metazoa; Chordata; Aves; Musophagiformes; Musophagidae
Source: RefSeq, a predicted model, not a curated record
AUGGAACAACUGCGGGAUCCAGUUAUGCAAGAAGAUGCAAACAUUAAAGCUAUCAAUGAAGAGUACAGGAAAGCCUUUAUUUUUAUCAAUAAAGGACUCAAUACAGAUGAACUGGGUCAGAAGGAAGAGGCAAGAAGUUAUUAUAAGCAAGGGCUUGACCACUUGCUCCGAGGACUUAGCAUUCCAUUGCAGGGUGUAGGGUCCCAAUGGGAGUCUGCCAGGCAAAUGCAACAGAAGAUGAGGGAGACCCUCCAAAACGUUCACGCUCGUUUAGAACAAAACGCCCCACCUGUACAAGCAAGUCCUGAUGUGAUGGACGCCCCUGCUGGGGUGCCCAAGUUGUACCCAUCUAUUCCUUCCAAAGAAAAGCCAGAAAGACCCCCAGCCCCCAAUUCUCUGUUUGUACCAGGUCAGCCACCCGCAGCAGGUGGAAGUGUUGCCACUGGGAGCCAGGGGCCAGUUCCAACUAUGAGUCCUUCAUCUGCAAAACCUCUUUGUCUGCCAAACGAAGCACCUCCUGCCUAUACUCCUCAAGCUACCGAUGGCCAUUUUACUGUGUCUUAUGGCACAGAUUCUGGGGAGUUUUCUGCUGUAGGAGGAGACUACUACAGUAAGUGUACUCAGCCACCUCCCCUUGAAAACCUGGGAGUGGAUGCAGACGAGCUGAUCUUGAUUCCCCAAGGAGUACAGAUAUUCUUUGUGACUCCUGACGGGCAAGUUAGUGCUCCUUCAUAUCCUGGAUAUCUACGUAUUGUGAAGUUCUUGGAUACAGAUAGUGAGAUGGCACAGAAUCGUCCACCUGCAUUUCUUCAGGUUUGUGACUGGUUAUAUCCCCUAAUGUGUAACCAGUCUCCUGUUCUGUGCUGCAAUACUGGAGUCUACAUGUUCCCUGACACGAUGUCUCAGAUACCAGGAUCCUAUGUGGGAGUAGUGUUGUCUUCAGAACUUCCAGCAGCUGACAGAGAGCUGUUUGAGGAUCUCUUAAAACAGAUGUCUGACCUUCGGAUCCAGGUGCCAGGAUCCCAUGAGAGAGUAGGGUUAUCUUCAGAGCUCCCAGCAACUGAGAGAGCGUAUUUUGAAGAUAAAUUUAAACAGCUGUCUGGCCACAAAGUCCAGCCUUCAGAGGCCUCUAGUGAUGCCGUUAACUUGCCUCAGACUGUACGUAUCCAACCUCAACCAGAAGGAGCAGAAAAUCAGAAAGAGUUGCCAGAGUGGAGUGAGAAAGUUGCCCAUGGAAUCUUGUCAGGUGCAUCUUGGGUAAGCUGGGGCCUAAUAAAAGGAGCAGAAUAUACUGGUAAAGCUAUCCACAAAGGAGCUUCUAAACUGCGAGAACACAUUCAACCAGAAGAAAAACCUCUGGAAGUCAACCCAACUGUGGCAAAGGGGCUUCAUGUAGCAAAACAGGCUACUGGAGGAGCUGUGAAAGUCAGCCAAUUCUUAGUUGAGGGAGUGUGUUCCAUAGCGAGCUGUGUCGGAAAGGAGCUGGCUCCACACGUGAAGAAGCACGGCAGCAAAUUAGUUCCAGAAUCCCUGAAGAAAGAUAAAGAUGGCAAAUCCACUUUUGAUGGUGCUCUGGUGGUAGCAGCAAGUGGAGUUCAAGGGUUUUCAACAGUGUGGCAAGGUUUAGAAAGUGCAGCUAAGUGCAUUGCUAAGAGUGUUUCAACUGAGACUGUAAAAACUGUCAAAUACAAGUAUGGAGACGAUGCUGGCCAUGCUACAGACAACGCUAUGAAUUCUGCAAUCAACGUUGGUGUGACAGCAUUUAACAUUGACCAUCUUGGUAUCAAAGCUGUUGUAAAGAAAACUGCAAAGGAAACUGGCCAUGCUGUGUUAGACGAAUAUAAAGUAUUGGAUAAUGAGAAGAAGGAUAAAAAAUGAAAGCAAUGAAAUAUUUCUCAAAGCCUUACAUUAGAGGUGAAACUUCCUAUUUAGAAGUAACUACACUGCUAAUUUGCGAUUUAACACAAAUCACACUGUGCUUUCAAGCAACUGUUACUUUUACAUUUUCAUGUCACGUUAGGGAGGGCAUUCAUAGAAGGAAAAAUAAAAGUUGUCUUACCUGCUUGUUCUGUAUUG